Molecule: messenger RNA, 3906 nt
Organism: Dryobates pubescens (Downy woodpecker)
Lineage: Eukaryota; Metazoa; Chordata; Aves; Piciformes; Picidae
Gene: LRRC8D
Product: leucine rich repeat containing 8 VRAC subunit D
Exons: 3
Coding region: 186-2756 (856 amino acids)
Molecular function (GO): protein binding
Source: RefSeq, a predicted model, not a curated record
GGCGGCUCUCCGGGUCCCCCAGCCCGUGGGGUCGUCCCUGAGGAGGAGUUCUGUGGCUCUUGUCAAAAUGAGAAAGUGACCAUCAGCACUUGGCUUGGUAUUCCUGUCAGCAGAGCCUCCUGGAGCCAGUGCUUAGCCCAGCUGAAGCCAGAGGAGGAAGGAGGAGAAGCGCAGCCUGAUCAGGAAUGUUCACCCUUGCAGAAGUUGCAUCGCUCAAUGACAUCCAGCCAACCUAUCGUAUCUUGAAACCAUGGUGGGAUGUGUUUAUGGAUUAUCUAGCAGUUGUAAUGUUAAUGGUUGCCAUUUUUGCUGGAACCAUGCAGCUGACCAAAGACCAGGUGGUCUGCUUGCCCGUUUUGCAGUCUACUGUAAAUUCAAAAGCACAACCUGGCAUGUCAGGGAAGGCUGACUUUACCACUGUUGAAACAACCACUGGUCAAGGAGAAGACAUGUCAAUGAGAACGGUUUCCUUUGAAAGUGCAUCUACGGUAACACCUAAUGUACAUCUGAGCAGACCUGCCUCAGAUCAGUUUCAACCCCCUGAGUCGGGCCAGCAGCUGAAGAAGGAGCAGAAAGAUUCUUCAGGCCGUAAAACAAAUUUGGAUUUUCAGCAAUACGUAUUUAUUAAUCAGAUGUGCUACCAUUUGGCUCUUCCUUGGUAUUCGAAGUACUUUCCCUAUCUGGUUCUCAUCCAUACUAUCAUUUUAAUAGUCAGUAGCAAUUUUUGGUUCAAGUAUCCCAAGACUUGCUCAAAAAUUGAGCAUUUUGUGUCUAUAUUAGGGAAGUGUUUUGAGUCCCCAUGGACUACAAAAGCAUUGUCUGAAACGGCAUGUGAAGACUCGGAGGAGAACAAACAGAGGUUAACUGGUGCCCAGUCCCUGCCCAAGUACGUCUCCACUAGCAGCGAUGAAGGAAGCCCGAGUGCCAACACUGCCAUGAUUACAAAGUCUGGCUUCAAAUUUUCAGCAGACAAGCCAAUGAUUGAGGUUCCCAGUGUCACUAUUUUAGAUAAGAAAGAUGGAGAGCAAGCCAAAGCGCUGUUUGAGAAAGUCCGCAAGUUCCGUGCUCAUGUGGAAGACAGUGAUCUGAUCUACAAGCUCUAUGUUGGCCAGACCAUCAUCAAGACUGUCAAGUUCAUAUUUAUUCUCUGCUAUACUGCAAACUUCGUCAACACUAUUAGCUUUGAACACAUAUGCAACCCAAAAGUGGAGCACUUGAUUGGCUACACACAGUUUGAAUGUACGCACAACAUGGCUUACAUGUUGAAGAAGUUGCUUAUCAGCUAUAUUUCCCUCAUUUGUGUGUAUGGUUUUAUCUGUCUCUACACACUCUUCUGGCUGUUCCGAAUACCUCUGAAAGAAUACUCCUUUGAAAAGGUCAGAGAAGAGAGUAGCUUCAGUGAUAUUCCCGAUGUCAAAAAUGACUUUGCGUUUCUCUUGCAUAUGGUAGAUCAGUACGACCAGCUGUAUUCUAAGCGAUUCGGUGUCUUUUUGUCAGAGGUGAGUGAGAACAAGCUCCGGGAAAUCAGUUUAAACCACGAAUGGACUUUUGAAAAGCUGCGGCAGCACGUUUCCCGCAACGCCCAAGACAAGCAGGAGCUGCAUCUCUUCAUGCUGUCGGGGGUCCCCGAUGCAGUGUUCGACCUGACGGACCUGGAUGUUUUGAAGCUCGAGCUGAUUCCUGAAGCAAAGAUACCAGCGAAAAUUUCUCAGAUGACAAAUCUUCAAGAGCUUCAUCUCUGCCACUGCCCUGCGAAGGUCGAGCAGACUGCUUUCAGCUUCCUCCGGGACCACUUGAGAUGCCUUCAUGUGAAAUUCACAGAUGUUGCAGAAAUUCCCGCGUGGGUGUACUUGCUCAAAAACCUCCGUGAAUUGUACUUGAUAGGCAACUUGAACUCUGAAAACAAUAAAAUGAUAGGGCUUGAAUCUCUCAGAGAGUUGAGACACCUUAAAAUUCUCUAUGUGAAGAGCAAUUUGACCAAAAUCCCCCCGAAUAUCACAGAUGUGGCACCGCAUCUGACCAAGCUAGUCAUUCUGAAUGACGGCACUAAGCUCGUGGUACUCAAUAGCCUUAAGAAGAUGACUAAUGUUGCGGAGUUGGAACUGCAGAACUGUGAACUGGAGAGAAUCCCCCACGCCAUCUUCAGCCUCUCUAACUUACAGGAACUGGAUUUAAAGUCAAAUAGCAUACGCACAAUUGAAGAAAUCAUUAGUUUCCAGCACUUAAAAAGAUUGACUUGUUUAAAGCUGUGGCACAAUAAAAUAGUUAACAUUCCUUCCUCCAUUACUCACAUAAGGAAUUUAGAGUCUCUCUAUCUCUCCAAUAACAAACUCGAAUCCUUACCAGCCGCAGUGUUCAGUUUACAGAAACUUAGGUGUUUAGAUGUAAGCUACAACUCCAUCGCGUUGAUUCCGGCAGAAAUAGGUUUGCUUCAAAAUCUGCAGCAUUUCUACAUCACGGGAAAUAAAAUCGACACUUUGCCAAAACAGUUGUUUAAAUGUGUUAAAUUGAGGACUUUGUGUCUGGGACAAAACUGUAUUACCUCAAUCCCAGAUAAAGUUAGUCAACUGUUGCAGCUGACUCAUCUGGAACUGAAGGGAAACUGCUUGGAGUAUCUGCCAGCCACUCUGGGGCAGUGUCAGCUUCUCAGGAAAAGCGGGCUCGUGGUGGAAGAUCACCUUUUUGACACUUUGCCCUCAAAAGUUAAAGAGAUGUUGAAUCAAGACACAAGCAUUCCUUUUGCUAAUGGGAUUUAGGCUGAGGUGAAACGCUUGGUAGCAGACUUCCAAAUGGCAAAUGCUGAGAAGCAUGGCAGUUGUUGAGACCAUGCAUUUUAGAAAGCAAAAUUCCUUGGGAGGCAGGGCUACUAGCAGAAUUAGAAGAGGUGUAACUGAGUGUUCAAUGUUUGCAGUGUUUUAAAAGAUUCUUUCCAAAAUUUUUGAAAGGAUAAAGAACCUUAAUAAUCUCAAUUAUUUUUUCCUUAAAUUGUUUGUAACUUGGAUGCUGCCGCUUUUGAAUGUUUACAAAUUUGCUUGCCUGCUUAAAGUAAAUGAUUAAAUUGACCUUUUCUUACUAUGCAAGUUAGUCCUUAAGGUCUGGAUUUACUUUAGUGCAUUAUGGGGGGCGGGGAAACAAGGACAAAUGUUGUAUGUGGUAUGGUUCUAACAGCACUUGGAACACAUGGUAACGUGUGUUGUUAGUGUUUAGCCAUUCUCAGCAAAUUAAACCAGUUUGGCUGUGCUCCUGAACUGCACCAGAUUCACUGUUUUCCUGCAUUAAGGUAUGUGGUUUGCAUCAGGCCCAGUGUGUUCGCCUUCAUUCCUCAUUCUCAAGGCCUCAUGUUGUUGGAUGAGGUUCCUCCUGUGGUUUAGUGUGCUAUUCCUUCACACCUGCAAAGACUGGUCUCACCUCUGCAGCUGGUUUUCCCUUCAGCUUCUGUAAUGUCCCUCUGUCCCACACAGCAGUGGGUGGUAAAAGCGAGAAUACUGGCACUUGGCUUUCUAGUUGGGGAUAGUUUUGAACUGUUUUCAAGGUGACUUUGAAAGCCAUUAAACACCAAGUGACUUCACUGCUCAUGUUCUGCCACUCUUCUGAGUUUUCAUCUGGUAAAUCUUAAGUUGGUGAUUGUAUUAUUUCACAGCCCUUGCUUAAGAACUGGUGCAUCUGCUCCAUUUACUGGACUAAUGACAGAGACAUAAGAGGUACGAUUUACCCAAACAGGAUUUAGCUUUAUCACCUAUUGUGGUAUGGCUUCCACACCUGGUCUUAAACCAUAGAACCACUCUGCUUCCCCCACCCCAGCCCAAGUAGUUUGAUGUUUUUUAAUACUUAUGCACUGUUAGAGAACCCUAACUGUGUGCCAGAGAAUUUAUCAAACAAAUAAAGAAGAAAGCAGAGAGCAGUAAG